Messenger RNA from Plectropomus leopardus (leopard coralgrouper), 1493 nucleotides. It is a transcript of the gene yeats4, whose product is annotated as YEATS domain containing 4. NCBI's taxonomy places the organism in Eukaryota, Metazoa, Chordata, Actinopteri, Perciformes, Serranidae. The record is from RefSeq and is a predicted model, not a curated record. Gene Ontology annotation, biological process: regulation of DNA-templated transcription.
CCGGCGCUUGUUCGGCCGGUUGUUCAAAAUGAGCUCGCUGGCUGUGAAAACGAUUAUUUCUCUGCUCACAUGGCGGGUUUAUUAAAUGCAGAAAAACGCUUUAGAGUCCUAUAGAGUGUACUACAGGAUCAACUUCACUGUGUCUCCACCGGACUAUGUUCAAAAAGAUGACUGAAUUUGGUCCAGAUUCCGGGGGGAGAGUUAAGGGAGUGACGAUCGUGAAGCCGAUUGUGUUUGGAAACGUUGCACGCUACUUUGGGAAAAAGAGAGAGGAGGAUGGACACACACAUCAGUGGUCUGUCUAUGUGAAGCCUUACAGGAAUGAGGAUAUGUCCGCGUAUGUGAAGAAAAUCCAGUUCAAGCUACAUGAGAGCUACGGUAACCCACUGAGAGUGGUGACGAAGCCUCCAUAUGAGAUCACAGAGACGGGCUGGGGGGAGUUUGAGAUCAUCAUCAAGAUCUUCUUCAUUGACCCCAACGAGAGACCUGUGACUCUGUACCAUCUGCUGAAGCUGUUCCAGUCGGAUUCCAGCGCCAUGCCCAAGAAGACAGUGGUCUCUGAAUUCUAUGAUGAAAUGAUCUUCCAGGAUCCUACAGCCAUGAUGCAGCAGCUACUGACCACAUCGAGACAACUCACCCUGGGAGCAUACAAGCACGAGACAGAAUUUGGUGAGCUGGAGCAGAGGACCAAGGACAAGAUGGAAUCAGCAAAGAAGAGAACUAGCCAGGAGAUUACAGAGCUGAAAGACAAACUAAAAGCCAGUAGAGAAAACAUCAACCACCUGAAAGCAGAGAUCAGAAAACUGGAGGAGGACGGAGACCACAAGGAGCACUGAGAAAUGGACACACACACACAAAAAAUAUUUGAAAAAAACAAAACAAAACAAAAAAGACUAAACAUUGUUGUGACUUAUUUUAUAGUUAAACUUUUUGGUUAUUAUUUUUUUGUGUUUUUUGUGGUACAUGUAUACACAGUUUAACAUAGCUAAAAAAAGACUUGAGACCGAUUUCCUCUUUUUUUAUAGCAGCACUGAUCAAAUAUUGUCAGCCAUCACACUUGUGGCUAAAACAGAUUUUGUGAUUGCUGCGUUAUUGUAUACCUGUCGUCAUUUUUGCCCAGACAUUGCUGGAUCAGCUAGCUGUGAGGUGGAAUGAUUAAGUAAAUGUUUUCUGAUAUGUUUUUUCAACAAUAAUCCUAUCCAGUCCUCUUCGUGUAAUUGAGCCUGUGUUGCAAAAAUCAUUUAGCAUCCACAUAGUUUUCCACCUACUUACUGACAUAUCUACAAUUAUGUGAACAGUUUUGAAUGUGAAUAGCUUUUUUUUUUUUUCUUUUUUACUGAUCUUUUGGUUUUCUAUAAAAACAGGAUUGCUUGAACAUGUUUGUUCUGUUGUAAACACUUAGAGUUCUUGAGGGUUGAGUCCUAAAACAUGAUUUAGCAUACUUGUCACCGCAUUGGAUUUAGUUUCUGACACAAUGAAUAAAGCAAACCAGG